AUGCCGAGACUGGAACGUUCCGAGUUCGGUGAGAAGUGCUUGCGCCCUUUCGGCGACAUUGUGGACCGCUUCGCUGGCGGUGAUGGCAACCGUGAUCGCAAUGUCAUGCGGUUGUGGGUCAUCAAGGCAAGCGUGCUUUUGCCGGAGACAGAUACCUCAGCUUUCACCAUUCCUGGCCGCUUGACCAUUCAGGAUGUAGCAAAGCGGCGUGCGGCUUCUGGCAAGCUAAUCGCUGGUGCUGCAGCGGUAGCCGAUAUACACGCAUUCCGAGGCAUAACCCAGCACAACCACAAAACCGAAGCCAAGCGAUGGGAGUACCGCAUGACCGCAGAAGCCAAGACUCGAGGAGGCAGCUCCCUCAAGAACGCAGCUCGCUACCUUAAGACACCGGGCCUGAUCAGUUUAGGUGGCGGUCUGCCAAGCAGCGAGUACUUCCCUGUCUCCGAACUGGGCAUCCGUGUCCCUGAUCUCAGCGAACUUGACGCCGCCAGUGGGUGGUUGACAGCAGGCAAACACGACAUGGCAGAAGGUAAGUCGAUGUUUGACAUCGCCACCGCGUUCCAAUACGGUCAAGGCCACGGCGCGGCACAGCUCCUCCGUUGGCUUGUGGAGCAUACUGAGAUCGUGCAUGAUCCACCUUACGCGGAUUGGAGUUGUACCAUGACUGUUGGAUCGACAUCGGCCUUUGACAUGGCUUUACGUAUGUUUGCAAAACCUGGAGACUGGCUGCUCAGCGAAGAAUACACAUUUCCUGCCAUGGUUGAGACAGCUGCUCCGUUGGGCGUGAAAGUUGCCGCAGUAAGAAUGGAUGCGUACGGUAUGCUUGCAGACUCGCUUGACGAGGUGCUCAGUAACUGGGACUAUGCAGCCAGAGAUGGACCGAAGCCAUUCUUGAUGUAUACUGUACCUACAGGACAGAACCCGACGGGUUCGACGCAAACGCUGCAGAGGCGGAAGGAAGUCUACGCAGUGGCGCAAAAGCAUGAUCUCUACAUUCUGGAGGAUGAACCCUACUACUUCCUCCAAAUGCAACCCUACACCGGCCCUAAUGCUCCAGACGUUUCGCCACCGAAGUCGAAUGACGAGUUUCUGCGCUCAUUGGUUCCCUCUUAUCUGUCGCUGGAUACAGACGGCCGAGUAAUGCGGAUGGACUCUUUCUCCAAAAUCAUCGCUCCCGGUACUCGUUGUGGCUGGAUCACCGCCAGCGAGGAGGUUUGUGAGCGGUACCGCACGCACGCCGAUUUGUCUACACAAGGACCCAGCGGUGUGAGCCAGCUUAUGCUCUUCAUACUCCUAGAAGAACAUUGGGGUCACGCAGGCUAUCUGGACUGGCUCGUGCAUAUCCGGCUCGAAUACACAGCGCGCCGUGAUGUGAUCCUGGACGCUUGCGAGAAGUAUAUGCCCAAGGAGAUCGUGAGCUGGAACCCGCCGAUGGCUGGAAUGUUUUUGUGGCUGAAGAUCAACUGGCACAAGCAUCCCACGAGCACCAGCAAGACUCUGCUGGAAGUUGAGGAUGAGCUGUUCCAAAAAGUCAUCGGACACGGCACAUUACUGAUGAAAGGCUCAUGGUUCCUGGGAGAGAAAGGUAGUGCGGACAAUGAGAUGUUUCUGAGGGCCACGUAUGCGGCUGCUCCAUUCGAGCAGAUACGAGAAGCUGUUGGGAGGCUAGGAGAAGCUUUGAGGGAAGCCUUUGGGCUGAGGGCUUUGUCUAAUGGAGCGUAACAGCGCCGUAGAGAUGCGCAGCGGAAGAGGAGGCUUUACCAUGAGAACAAGGGAUAGCAACGAAAUCCCAGAGCGCUCUUCCAGAUGCGUGAUACAACGGCAAGAUGAGCAAACGACCGUACAUCUUAAAUAGGACGGUCAUGGUAGGGCUUUUUGACCGCCUUGUCCAAGCUCCUCUACGAACAAUGCAUCCGGUCGGGUACUCUAGCCCUGAACGCCUCACGAUGGGCAGUGCGAAUCAGUCCGCAGGAAACUUUCAAGAUCAAUCUAGGAAGAACGAGCGCGAUAACAUCAAGAACUUCCUCACAAGCGAAGAGCCUAUGCGCAAAUGGGAAGCCAGAAUCUCACCUUCGCCUACCAUCGACGCUCCCGUUCAUCGUCCUACUUACUCGGUUGCACGCAUUGAGGAGAAAGUCCGGCAAGGGCUUGACGUUCUGCUGCAG
This is a messenger RNA of Baudoinia panamericana UAMH 10762, 2165 nucleotides long. RefSeq lists its product as uncharacterized. Bases 1 to 1722 code for a protein of 573 amino acids. Gene Ontology annotation, biological process: L-tyrosine biosynthetic process; aromatic amino acid catabolic process. The record is from RefSeq and is a predicted model, not a curated record. Gene Ontology annotation, molecular function: pyridoxal phosphate binding; L-2-aminoadipate:2-oxoglutarate transaminase activity; aromatic-amino-acid:2-oxoglutarate transaminase activity. The transcript has 3 exons. NCBI's taxonomy places the organism in Eukaryota, Fungi, Ascomycota, Dothideomycetes, Mycosphaerellales, Teratosphaeriaceae.